CUUCCACUCUCUGAUGUAGUUAAAUUCCAAUUGACAGUCAGUUCCAGCUGAUCUGUGUUAGCUCUUCUCGUAUAAAUUGCUUGUGCUGAUCAGUGAUCUCUACCACUUGUCACUCAACCAGUAUCAAAACAGCUGUCAUUGUUUGUUGUGAAGAUAUGAAGCGCAGCUCUGAACUUUCAUGGCUUCCAUGCUUCUGCAUCUUGUUCUGCAGCCUUCUUGUCUCCUCUCAGCUCGAUUAUAAGUUCUAUGACAACGCUUGUCCCAGUCUGACAAAACUUGUCCGGUAUGGCGUUUGGUCGGCUAUCGCAAACGAGACCAGGAUGGCUGCUUCUAUCUUGCGCCUACAUUUCCAUGAUUGUCUUGUCGAUGGAUGUGAAGGGUCGGUCCUGCUUGAUGAUACAAGCACAAUAAAGGGAGAGAAGAAUGCAUCUCCCAAUCGCAAUUCGGUGAGAGGUUUCGAGGUCAUCGAUGCCAUUAAGGCAAAUGUCGAAAAAGCAUGCCCAGCCACAGUUUCUUGUGCCGAUAUUCUCACUCUAGCCGCAAGAGAGGCUGUUUAUCUGACAGGAGGGCAAUUUUAUGCAGUGCCCUUGGGUCGCCGAGACGGCUUAAGUGCAAGGGAAAGCGCCGUCAACGAGCAGCUGCCUUCACCCAUCGAGCCCCUGGAAAAAAUCACUGCAAAGUUUACCUCAAAGGGUCUUGACAUCAAGGAUGUGGUAGUGCUUUCAGGUGCGCAUACGAUUGGCUUUGCACAAUGCUUCACAUUCAAGUCGAGGCUCUUCAAUUUCAACGGCUCCGGCAAGCCCGACCCAGCGCUAGACACAUCAUUUCUGCAAAAUCUACAAGUCACAUGCCCCAACCAGGACGACUCUAACUCCAAUUUGGCUGCUUUAGACACAACCUCUGAUAAAUUCGACAACAAUUACUACAAGAACCUCAUCAUCAACUCCGGGGUUCUCCAGUCGGACCAAGCCCUCAUGGGCGACAACAGAACCGCUGCAAUGGUCAUGUACUAUAGCAAGUACCCCUUUCUGUUUCCGAGGGAUUUCGGAGUGUCGAUGGUAAAAAUGGCCAGUAUUGGCGUGCUCACCGGACAGAAUGGUCAGAUUAGGAAGAAUUGUAGGGCGGUGAACUAGAAGCGUAAGCAUGCAAGGACAAGAACUAGCCGAAGGUGGUCGAAGUUCUUUUUAAGU
Syzygium oleosum is the source of this 1190-nucleotide messenger RNA. RefSeq names its product peroxidase 10-like. Gene Ontology annotation, biological process: hydrogen peroxide catabolic process; response to oxidative stress. The record is from RefSeq and is a predicted model, not a curated record. The transcript has 4 exons. The coding region runs from base 156 to 1133 and encodes 325 amino acids. Lineage: Eukaryota; Viridiplantae; Streptophyta; Magnoliopsida; Myrtales; Myrtaceae. Gene Ontology annotation, molecular function: peroxidase activity; heme binding.